Molecule: messenger RNA, 2627 nt
Organism: Melopsittacus undulatus (budgerigar)
Lineage: Eukaryota; Metazoa; Chordata; Aves; Psittaciformes; Psittaculidae
Gene: ABCB10
Product: ATP binding cassette subfamily B member 10
Biological process (GO): oligopeptide export from mitochondrion
Cellular component (GO): mitochondrial inner membrane
Molecular function (GO): ATP binding; ATP hydrolysis activity; ABC-type oligopeptide transporter activity
Source: RefSeq, a predicted model, not a curated record
AUGGGCGGUGGCGACGACGACUCGGAGGCGCCUCCUCCUGCCGCAGACCCGCGCGGCGGGGACCGGCUGCAGUAGCAGCAGCAGCGCCGCCUCCUCCGCCGCGCCGGCCGCAUGGCGGGCUACGCGCCGCGCCUGCCCUGGCUGCUGCCGCUGCUGCGGCGGGCGGCGCCGCCCCCCUGGGCCCGGGCCGCCGGUGGUGCCGCCGGCCUUCGCGCCCCGCCGCGCCCGGCCAGCAGGUGCGGGACGGCCUCCCCGUUGCCGCCGCCGCUUCUGGUGCCGGUGGCGCCGUCAUGUCGCCACCUCCUUCUCCCUCCCGGGACGGCCGGCAGCGGCCCGCGCUCCCUUAGCGCCGCCGCGGGAGCGGAGCCUCCGGCGCCGCCGCCACGGGGAGCCGCGGGCACCUCGACGCGCUUUGAGGCUCGGAGGCUGCUGGCCCUGGCGCACCCCGAGCGCUGGAGACUGACAGCUGCCGUUGGCUUUCUGACAGUUUCCAGUGUCAUUACCAUGUCAGCCCCUUUCUUUCUGGGGAAAGUUAUUGACAUUAUUUAUACAAAUCCCAGCGAAGAUUUCACAGACAGCCUGACCAGCCUGUGUGCCUUGCUGAGUGGAAUCUUUUUAUGUGGUGCUGCUGCUAAUGCUACUCGUGUCUACCUCAUGCAGACUGCAGGACAAAGAAUUGUGAAACGUUUGAGAGCAACCAUGUUCUCCUCUCUUCUGAAGCAAGAAAUUGCUUUCUUUGACAAGACAAGAACGGGAGAGUUGAUAAACCGCUUAUCUUCAGAUGCAGCCCUCUUGGGCCGUUCAGUGACUGAAAACCUUUCAGAUGGGCUCAGGGCAGGAGCGCAAGUAUCUGUGGGGGUUGGAAUGAUGUUUUUUGUGUCCCCUAGCCUGGCUGCAUUUGUUCUGAGCAUUGUGCCACCCUUGGCUGUCCUGGCUGUGAUUUAUGGAAGGUACUUGCGAAAACUUACUAAAUUGACCCAAGAUUCUCUUGCAGAAGCAACACAGUUAGCUGAAGAGCGUAUUGGAAACAUAAGAACAGUUCGAGCUUUUGGGCAUGAGGUGGCUGAAAUGGAGAAGUACACAAAGAAAGUUGAUUAUGUGCUACAGCUGGCUAAGAAAGAGGCACUCGCUCGGGCAGGCUUCUUUGGAGCAAGUGGCCUUUCUGGAAACUUAAUCGUCCUCUCAGUCUUAUACAAAGGAGGAUUGUUAAUGGGCAGUGCCCACAUGACAGUUGGUGAACUCUCAUCUUUCUUAAUGUAUGCUUUCUGGGUUGGAAUAAGCAUUGGAGGUCUAAGUUCCUUUUAUUCUGAGCUAAUGAAAGGACUGGGUGCUGGUGGACGUCUGUGGGAACUUAUUGAAAGGAAGCCCCAGCUUCCAUUUAAUGAGGGAGUCACAUUGGGCAAAGACACAUUCAGAGGUGCUUUGGAAUUCAAGGACAUUGAGUUUGCAUAUCCAACACGUCCAGAAACAUCCAUUUUCAAAGAUUUUAGUCUUUCCAUUCCAGCUGGCUCUGUUAUGGCUCUGGUUGGCUCAAGUGGUACAGGGAAAUCGACUAUUGUAUCCCUUCUGCUGAGGCUGUAUGAUCCUAUCUCAGGUACUAUCACCGUUGAUGGCUUUGAUAUCCGUCAGUUAAAUCCAUUGUGGUUCAGAACAAAGAUUGGAACAGUGAGUCAGGAACCAAUUCUGUUCUCCUGUUCCAUUGCUGAAAAUAUUGCCUAUGGUGCAGAGGAUCCUUCUACGGUGACUGCAAAGGAGAUUCACAAAGUUGCUGAAAUAGCUAAUGCUGCUAGUUUUAUCAGAGAUUUUCCAAACGGAUUUGACACACUAGUUGGAGAAAAAGGCGUCUUGCUUUCAGGUGGACAGAAGCAACGAAUUGCAAUAGCUCGAGCUCUGCUCAAGAAUCCUAAAAUUCUUCUGUUAGAUGAAGCAACAAGUGCUUUGGAUGCUGAGAAUGAGUAUCUAGUGCAAGAAGCUCUGGACCGGCUGAUGGAAGGGAGGACAGUCCUAAUUAUUGCUCAUCGUCUGUCGACUAUUCAGAAUGCUGAUUUCGUUGCAGUUCUUGGCGAGGGCAAAAUUCUUGAAUGCGGAAAACAUGAUGAACUACUUGCAAAUCCAAAUGGACUUUUCAGGAAACUAAUGCAGAAACAAGCUUUUCUUCAGAAUAGUGAUGCUUUUGCAUUAGAUUUACAACCCAGAGAAAAGGGUGUAUUAAAAGAAAAUGUAUGAGAGAAUAUGUGAAUAAUGGAAGCUUACAAACUACAAAGAAUAUAACUUAUGUUUCACUUAUGUAAAGUAAAUGUUAUAUUUUUCCAAAAUGUACAAAAUAUUCUUUUGAAACUUAAAUGUGUUUAAUUUUUUUAUGGAAAGCUUUUUAAUAAUUAUUGCAGCUUUUUAAAAUGUCUAUCAUAUUGAGAUAAUUUCAGUAUAUGGAUUUUUCUGCUUUUUGUUGAGACCAUUUAGAAUCUUGUUUGCUGUAAUGCACUGUAUGUUGGUGUGCUGCAUUCGGUAUUUUAAGGGUAAUUAAAUGACAAUCUUAUCAUUUUCAUAAUCAUUCUCUUCCCUUUUCAAGAAACUUUUGAUUUCUGUGGUUGUCAGUAGUCUUAAAAUGCACGACACUAAUGUACUCU